This is a messenger RNA of Hemiscyllium ocellatum (epaulette shark), 3675 nucleotides long. It is a transcript of the gene kpna4, whose product is annotated as karyopherin alpha 4 (importin alpha 3). NCBI's taxonomy places the organism in Eukaryota, Metazoa, Chordata, Chondrichthyes, Orectolobiformes, Hemiscylliidae. Gene Ontology annotation, biological process: NLS-bearing protein import into nucleus. The record is from RefSeq and is a predicted model, not a curated record. Bases 173 to 1729 code for a protein of 518 amino acids. The transcript is spliced from 17 exons. Gene Ontology annotation, molecular function: nuclear import signal receptor activity; protein binding. Gene Ontology annotation, cellular component: cytoplasm; nucleoplasm; nucleus.
GUUGCCCAUUGCAGCGAAAGUGAGGCUGAGCGUUUUACCGGCAUUUUGCCUGGUUCUGGUGAAGCCAAGUGAAGUGAGAGGCAGGUGGAGUGGACGGCUGCUUAUUGUUUCGUUUUCACCAUUAGGAAUUCAGUAACCGGGGGCAAGUUUACUUCUCGAGAGGCACACGGCAAUGGCGGACAACGACAAACAGCGGCUGAAGAAUUUCAAGAACAAAGGGCGGGAUCUGGAGUCAAUGAGAAGACAGCGCAAUGAGGUGGUUGUAGAACUAAGAAAGAAUAAAAGGGAUGAACAUUUAUUAAAACGAAGAAAUGUACCUCAAGAGGAUACUUGUGAAGACUCUGACCUUGAUGGUGACAUCAGAGUGCAAAAUACAUCAUUAGAAGCCAUCGUGCAGAACGCUUCCAGUGACAACCAGGGUCUUCAGCUUAGUGCAGUGCAGGCGGCUAGGAAGUUGUUGUCAAGUGAUCGCAAUCCACCAAUAGAUGAUUUAAUAAACUCUGGCAUUUUACCAAUUCUCGUACAUUGUCUAGAACGAGAUGACAAUCCUUCGUUACAAUUUGAAGCAGCUUGGGCUUUAACAAACAUUGCCUCUGGCACUUCAGAGCAAACACAGGCUGUGGUUAAAUCAAAUGCUGUUCCUCUUUUUUUAAGACUGCUGCACUCUCCACAUCAGAAUGUGUGUGAACAAGCGGUUUGGGCUUUAGGCAACAUCAUAGGGGAUGGCCCUCAAUGCAGAGAUUAUGUAAUUAGUCUGGGAGUUGUGAAGCCCCUACUUUCUUUCAUUAGUCCAUCUAUACCUAUUACCUUUCUUCGUAAUGUCACAUGGGUAAUGGUUAAUCUCUGCCGUCAUAAAGACCCUCCCCCACCAAUGGAAACAAUUCAGGAGAUUCUUCCAGCGUUAUGUGUGCUCAUCCACCACACAGAUGUUAAUAUUUUAGUGGACACUGUUUGGGCCCUGUCCUAUCUAACAGAUGCUGGAAAUGAGCAGAUUCAGAUGGUUAUCGAUUCAGGGAUAGUUCCUCAUUUGGUGCCCCUACUCAGCCAUCAGGAAGUUAAAGUCCAGACUGCAGCUUUGCGAGCCGUGGGAAAUAUUGUAACUGGUACUGAUGAGCAAACGCAAGUAGUCCUGAACUGCGAGGCUCUUUCUCAUUUCCCAGGAUUGCUGACACAUCCUAAAGAGAAGAUCAAUAAGGAGGCUGUGUGGUUCCUAUCCAAUAUCACAGCUGGAAACCAACAGCAGGUGCAAGCAGUGAUUGAUGCAAACCUUGUUCCAAUGAUUAUACACCUCUUAGAUAAGGGUGAUUUUGGUACUCAGAAAGAAGCUGCUUGGGCAAUAAGUAACCUAACCAUUAGUGGCAGGAAAGAGCAGGUUGCAUACUUGAUCCAACAAAAAGUAGUCCCUCCAUUCUGUAAUCUGCUAACCGUGAAAGACUCGCAGGUUGUGCAAGUGGUAUUGGAUGGGUUAAGUAACAUCCUCAAAAUGGCAGAUGAUGAAGCAGAAACAAUAGCUACUCUGAUUGAAGAAUGUGGUGGAUUGGAAAAGAUUGAACAGUUGCAACACCAUGAAAACGAGGACAUCUAUAAAUUGGCUUAUGAGAUCAUUGACCAGUAUUUCUCAUCAGAUGAUAUUGAUGAAGAUCCUGCCUUGGUUCCAGAAGCAAUUCAGGGUGGGACAUUUGGGUUCAACUCAUCCACCAAUGUUCCAGCAGAAGGCUUCCAAUUCUAGAAAGGCAUAAUUCCUGGAGCAAGUGAAAUAAUGCAGCACUAAAGGAAGGUUUGAUCGAUCAUGCUUGGCUCAUGUGGGAUCCACUGCUGCAUUAAAUCGGAGAGCUGUUUUGCAGAUUGCGUUUGGUGUCCGAGAAAAGCCCAAAUGAAGUCAAGCUGGCGAGUGGGUGCGAGUGCGCGUGAGAGUGGUAAAAUGUUAAAAAAUUUCACAGUGAAUGCAAUUUCGGUUGUUUUAAAGAAAGGGGCUAAGAGUCAAAGAAAGGUCAAUGUCCACGAAGUAACUAAACCAAGAUCAAAUUCAGUUAUCUAGAAUAAUUAGAGGAAUGAAGCAGUUAAGAUAACUACAAAGCUUCAUCAACCAAGAAAGGGACAUCGACAAGUCAGAAGACCGAGUCAAGGCCUUGCUAUGAAGCACUGUGUGAAUGGACCCACUGUAUGAAUGUCUGGACUCAGUGCUGUUGGAGCCAGGUUCAUUACUUGAAAUCUUGGGCUCUGUAUUCACUCAUAAAAAAUAAACUCCUAGUCAUGGAGUGAUGUGUGGAAGAGAGUAGUGUAUGGGCGUGAUGUUGUAUGUGAACGCAUGCAAACUUGAUUGCCUUCAAGUGGCUAAUGAAUAAAUCCAGAAAAACACCAAAAUGAGUUUGUUUUUAUUAAUAAUUAACAUACACUGGAGAAUUUAACCAAUUUAGCAGCAGUGCAUUGUAUAAUUUAUCUGUGGCAAUUUAGGUUGAAUCUUGCAGCUUAUGCCAUUUGCUUGUUUUACUUCCACCUUGGCCAUUAUAAUUUUUUAAUGUUUAUACUACUUAUGUACUUUAUUUGUAGUUAUGAAUUGUUCCUCACUUAACAAUUGCACCAAUUAAAUCAAUAAGUGCUGUGAGUUGCUUUCCAUAUAAAUCACGAAUACAGGAAAGAAAUUAAGAAAUAUGUAAUGGUAGUAAGCUGCUCACAUGCAAAAAUUUUGCAGAGGGAUAAAGCAAACCUAUACAUGCUCUGCUGCUUAUAUACAUUGAAAAGUUGUCAUAAUUUAAGUCCAGGGAAUCUCAAACACCAACAGUGUUGUGGAGCUCAUCAACUUGGAUCAAUAAGGUUGGCUAAGAUAAUCAAAUCACAUGCAUCUAUUAAUUGAUGGCUGCUUCUGAUUUAUUUUAGCUACGUUUUUAGUUAGUUCCUGUGUAGACUAUAGCACCGUACCUCAUGGGGUAAAUGCUGUUAAUAAAUAUUUGUUUCCUAUUUUCCUGUUAUUUUUCCGGAUUAAAAAUAUUUCAGUUGUGACUAAUUUUGGUGUAUACUUUCUGCUAAAGGGGAAUGAUAAAAGUAUGUAUAGAGGAAAUAAUCAAAUGUGAAAACACCCUUGAUAUGUUUCAUACUUUUAGGAAGGACUUUUUAAAAAUUAGAUACAAGUAGCCAUGAACCAUCUGAGCCACUUUAAAAAGAGUUUGAUGUGUUUCAAGAAGCUUGCAUGCAGACCAUGCAAGUUCUUUUUAAAAAAGAAAAGAGCCUGGAAGAUUGUUGGUUCUUUGAAGGUUUCGUACACUAAAUUUGGCUGAUUGAUCAAUUUUGUUUCGAGAAGGAAAAAAUGCUUACCCUCUUGGUAAGGUGGCUCAUUGUAGGAAAUACUGUGCCUUCUCCCUUUAGAGCACAAGUGUUGCAUGAACAAGUGUUACUGUAUUUAAAACCGAAGGUAAUAGUCACUAAGGGGAAAUGUGAAAAUGAUUACCUGAUUCCUAUUUUGUGUUUAAAAAUUUUGGAAUAUUGUAGACUGGAUUAACAUGUAGUUGUGAUUUCUUUUGUAAAUUAGUUGGUUUUCCCUUGAAGCAUUCCUUGUCGUCAUACACAUGCUUUAAAAGCUAGACAAAAAUUGAAACAAACAUAAAAUUAGCUUGCUUACACUGUUGUCCAUUAGAGUGCAGGCUAAUCUGUUUUAGAGAAAAAUAAACUUUGAAAUUA